This is a messenger RNA of Labrus bergylta (ballan wrasse), 748 nucleotides long. RefSeq names its product mitochondrial ribosomal protein L22 (gene mrpl22). Gene Ontology annotation, biological process: translation. The record is from RefSeq and is a predicted model, not a curated record. Gene Ontology annotation, molecular function: structural constituent of ribosome. Gene Ontology annotation, cellular component: mitochondrial large ribosomal subunit; ribosome. Lineage: Eukaryota; Metazoa; Chordata; Actinopteri; Labriformes; Labridae.
UACAGUAAAGUGAACACUGUACUGUCGCAAAAUUACAACAUGGCGACUGCAAUGACAGGACGCGGUGUCGCUUUCAUGAGGAACAUAUCUGAAGGGUUACGUCACAGGUUCCUGCUUCUCGGUCCCCAGCGGAUCUCAUGUCUACACACGAGCGCUUCACUGGACUUCAGAAGCUGGGACCAGAGGAACCUGACCGUGUAUCCUCCUCAGCUGCCGGAUGAACCGCGCAGACCAGCAGAGAUCUUCCACAGCAGGCGGCAGAUUAAAUACAGUAAAGACAAGAUGUGGUACCUGGCUAAGAUGAUCCGAGGGAUGAGCAUCGACCAGGCCAUCGCACAGCUGGAGUUCAACGACAAGAAGGGAGCCAAAAUCAUGAAAGAGGUUCUUCUGGAAGCUCAGGAGAUGGCGGUGAAAAAUCACAACGUAGAGUACAAAUCCAACCUGUAUGUGGCUGAGUCGAACUCCGGCAAAGGGAAGUACCUGAAGCGGGUACGUUACCAUGGUCGCGGCAUGUACGGCAUCAUGGACAAAGUUUACUGUCACUACUUUGUAAAACUGGUGGAGGGCUCGCCGCCGCAAACGGAGGAGAGGACGAGCUUCGACCAGGCCAAAGAGUACGUCCAGAGCCUGAAGAACAGAACCAUACGACACAGCCUGUAGAUCGUCUGACAGGAGAACACUUCACCUGUUCUUAUACCGUGUGUCAUUUCAUAUUUUGUAAAUAAAUAAAGGAGCCUGAGAGGAAUGA